This is a messenger RNA of Ictidomys tridecemlineatus (thirteen-lined ground squirrel), 562 nucleotides long. It is a transcript of the gene Rps27l, whose product is annotated as ribosomal protein S27 like. The record is from RefSeq and is a predicted model, not a curated record. NCBI's taxonomy places the organism in Eukaryota, Metazoa, Chordata, Mammalia, Rodentia, Sciuridae. Gene Ontology annotation, cellular component: ribosome. Gene Ontology annotation, biological process: translation. Gene Ontology annotation, molecular function: structural constituent of ribosome.
CGAGCCCGCCCCACCGUCCGCUCCGCUCCUCCCAGCCACCUCUAUCCCGGAAGUUGUGCCGAGCGCCCGAUCGCGUGCUGCUAGCCAGAGAGUCUGUCGCCUGCUGGAUCUGGACGGACCGUGCUUGCGAAAGCAUCACCAUGCCUUUGGCUAGAGAUUUGCUACAUCCUUCCUUGGAAGAGGAAAAGAAAAAACAUAAAAAGAAACGGCUAGUUCAAAGUCCAAAUUCUUAUUUUAUGGAUGUAAAAUGUCCAGGUUGCUACAAGAUUACCACAGUUUUUAGCCAUGCCCAGACAGUGGUUCUUUGUGUAGGUUGUUCAACAGUGUUGUGCCAGCCUACAGGAGGAAAGGCCAGACUCACAGAAGGUUGUUCAUUUAGAAGAAAGCAACACUAAUGAUCUAUGCAACUUUCAGAAUUUAUGUUUUCUCACAGAAGCCUUAUAAGUUCAGUAAUUCUAGUUACUCUUCCAAGAUAAUGUAAUUACAUUUGAUUUUGUAAGGUAUACAACAAUGAUCUCCUAUUUUGGUGUUUUUCAAUAAAGUUUUAAUUAUGGACAACCGC